This is a messenger RNA of Lagenorhynchus albirostris (white-beaked dolphin), 1506 nucleotides long. RefSeq names its product agouti signaling protein (gene ASIP). The coding region runs from base 948 to 1475 and encodes 175 amino acids. The record is from RefSeq and is a predicted model, not a curated record. Gene Ontology annotation, molecular function: neuropeptide hormone activity; melanocortin receptor binding. The transcript is spliced from 2 exons. Gene Ontology annotation, biological process: melanosome organization; positive regulation of melanin biosynthetic process; hormone-mediated signaling pathway. Gene Ontology annotation, cellular component: extracellular region. Lineage: Eukaryota; Metazoa; Chordata; Mammalia; Artiodactyla; Delphinidae.
CCUAGCCUGGGGCCCAGCCUCCAGGCUCUGGCCCAAGAGAACUGCAGGAUGUCAAACACACUCCCCAAGCUGAUACCAGGAUCUACUGCCAUAGGUCAGAGCUCCUUCGUGCUCAUUCCUCAAAACAAUCCUGGAGGAAUAAAGUGCCCCUUAACUCAUUUGGUUUAGGAAAGCCCUGCCUGCCACCAAUCGAAUACGCAGCUUAGCAUGUUAGAGGCUCUGAGAAACCUUAAAGUCAUGACAAUUGGUGAAUUUGGUUUAACUUACCAUUUCUGAAACUUAAUGAGUCACGGAACUCCUAUCAAUGGUAAAAAUUUUAGAAAAUGCUGCAGAAUAUAACCAAGUUUGGGAUGAACUAGUCCUUUCAUGCCAGGGUUGAGAAUUGAAAAUGACUGCUUGGGAGAAAAUAUCAGGGGCAUUAGAGCCUGGCAUGGAGAUCUUCUGGCUCGACUUCAUCUGACAAUAAUAAUAAUAACAUAUAUACUUAUUUUGUGCUAGGCACUGUGAAGUGAGUAUUAUUUUUAUUCCUAUUUUAUUUCACAGCUAAGUAAAUUAAGUCUUAGAAAAGUUAAGUAACUAACACACAGUUCUUAAUUGGCAGAGCCAGAAUUCAAACCCAGGUGUUUAACUCCAGAACCUAAGCUCAAAACUAAUAUUCCUUGCUGACUUGUCUCUCACUUCAAAAAGAGGAUAUUCUAGAUAUAUCAGGGAAGGGACUGGGGCACAUUAACAUUGAUUGAUCACCUUCAGUGUGUCAGACUUUCUGCUUUAUAAACAUACCUCAUUUAUCCUCAAGACAACUCUUCAAGGUAGGUAUUACAGUAUCCUACUUGCAGAUGAGAAAACCAAGUCUUAAGGAGAUUAAGUAGGUUGCUCAAGACCACAAAGCUGUUAUAUCGCAGAGUCAGGAUUCAAAUCAGGUAUGACUGGCUCCAAAGCUCUGAGAAAUGGAAAAUAGGGAUACAGGAAAAACAAGUCCAUCCAUGUACAAGACACUGAGUCCAUUUUCCAGGGCCACCUUUGCUUUCCCUCAGAGGACUCUGCUCCCAGUCUCUGGCUCCAGGUCUGCAGCCAGGCUAACAAGAACCUGCUGGCCUAAGUCCCAAGAUGUGAUCUAUCCAGCCAACCCUUCAUCUUCUCCCCUACCCUGGGGCUUCCUGGAGCCCCCUCUGCUCCUCCCACUUCAUUGCAGCUCAGGGCCCUCAGAGACUGGCUUUGCUCCUUCUCUCUUUGAAGCACAGAACAAGAAAUCCAAAAAGAUCAGCAGAAAAGAAGCGGAAAAAAAAAGAUCUUCCAAGAAAAAGGCUUCGAUGAAGAAGGUGGCACAGCCCCGGCCCCCGCCGCCCGGCCCCUGCGUGGCCACCCGCGACAGCUGCAAGCCGCCGGCGCCCGCCUGCUGCGACCCGUGCGCCUUCUGCCAGUGCCGCUUCUUCCGCAGCGCCUGUUCCUGCCGCGUACUCAACCCCACCUGCUGAGCGCGCCUCUGGGUGGUGGGCGGGGUGGGGC